ACACUUUAUCAAUUAAGCUGUAUUGAAUCAUUAAGUCUAUCAUAGUUUGCUUUGUUAAUUUGAGUACUGUAUAUCAAACACGAAUACGAGAGCGAUGGCAGAAGCGGUGAUGGAUUCACAUUCACUCGUCAACGCAACAAAUGAGUCUGAAUUACAAAAUGAGAUUAUUACUGUUGAAGGAGGAAACGAAGCAUCGACUGACCAAAGAAGUGCUGAAAGUCAGCAGCCUGACGUGGAUAAAAAUGCAUUGCUUGCUGUACUUCAGUUCUUAAAAAAAUAUAACCUUCAGGAAACAGAGGGUAUUUUACGCAAAGAAACCAAGUUACUAGAUGACCAUUUACCUACAUCUUCACAAUCCAGUUCAGAUGUGACAAGUGUAUUGUCCUCAUUUAAAAGUGAAGGAGAUCCAGAUAUAUAUGAAGAUGCAUACACAGUUUUGAAAAAAUUAGUUGAAUCAUCACUAGACACUUACAAGUAUGAAUUAUCUAUGAUUCUGUACCCAGUUUUUGUACGGAUGUACCUUGAACUGGUAUAUAAUGACCAUGAAAUACAAGCUGUUGGUUUUAUGGCAAAAUUUGGACCAGAACAAGAAGAGUAUUACCAAGAUGACAUUCAGAAAUUAGCCUCAGUUACCAAAAAAGACCACAUGAAACGAAAUGAACUUAUGGAUAAUUUCAAGUCAGAACAAUUCACAUUGAGAAUGUCCAGAGACACAUACAAUUAUUUAAAGAGACAGUUGCAAAACAGAAAAAACAGUCUUCUCCACAAUAUAAUACAAGAACAUCUGUAUUUUGAUGUUUACGAAGGCAUGGCCAGAAAUAAACAACAAGUAGAUGCUACGGCUGGAGCAGUUUUAGGUGAAGCUACAAGACAAGCAAACAACACAAAAGUAUACUAUGGUCUUCUAAAAGAACCUGAGCUACCUUUACCUGUUGAUGAUGAAGAAGAGUCUGGUGAAGGAGAAGAUAAACCGAAGAAAAAGAAACCUAAAAAGGAUCCUAUGCUGUCUAAGAAGGCCCGAAAUGACCCUAAUGCUCCUCCAAAUAACAGGAUUCCUUUACCGGAAUUGAGAGAUGCUGACAAAUUGGACAAGUCCAAUGCUCUACGAGAAGCCAAGAAGGGACUAAAACUUGGGACUGAAAUAUUACCCUCUGUUUGUUUCUAUACUUUGCUAAACUCUCAUCUAGGAGUUACAUGUGUGGAGAUAGCUGAAGACUCUAGUCUUUUGGCAGCUGGAUUUGUUGAUGCAGCUGUUCGUGUCUGGUCCAUAACUCCCAACUCUCUGAAGGCCAUGAAACCAGCUUCAGAACUUGAACAGACAGACAAAGAAGCAGAUGACGUGUUGUACAGGAUGAUGGAUGAAUCCAAUGCAACAAACAUGAGAUUGCUCCUAGGACACAAUGGUCCUGUAUACUCUACCAGUUUCAGCCCUGAUAGGAAUCUUCUCCUUUCAUGCUCUGAGGAUGGUACAAUUCGAUUGUGGAGUCUACUAACAUGGACCAACGUUGUUUGUUAUAAAGGUCAUUGUUUUCCUGUGUGGGAUGUUCAGUUCAGCCCCCAUGGUUAUUAUUUUGCAUCCUGCGGUCAUGACAGAACAGCAAGGUUGUGGGCGACUGACUCUCAUCAGCCUUUAAGGGUUUUUGCUGGACAUGUUUGUGAUGUUGAUUGUGUACAGUUCCAUCCCAACUCUAACUACAUUGCCACUGGGUCCAGUGACAGAACUGUACGGUUAUGGGAUGUUUCUAAUGGUAAUUGCGUCCGCUAUAUGACAGGACACAAGGGAAGAAUCUACACACUGGUUUUCUCCAAUUGUGGACGAUUCCUUGCUUCAGCAGGUGGUGACAAGAAGAUACUAGUUUGGGAUAUAGCUACUGGACACCUAGUGGCAGAAUUAAACAACCAUUCAGAAGCUUUGUAUUCGCUUUGUUUUAGUCGAGAUGGGACAAUUCUCGCAUCAGGAGGCUUAGACUAUUGUGUAAAGCUUUGGGAUUUUACCAAACUGAGUGAAGAACUGGAUUUGGAAGAUUUAAACAUAUCCCAUACACCUAAUGUCAAGACAAACACAGAGAGCUAUCUGUUAGGCAGUUACAGGACUAAAUCUACUUCAGUUUUAUCACUUCACUUCACCAGAAGAAAUCUCCUCCUGGGAACAGGCAUGUACCAGGGUUAACAUAAGUUUCAGGCUUCGAGAGGACUGUCUUCCCAUUCAUUUCAUCUCGCUUCAGAAAAAACUUGCUUCUGGCAGCAAGCAAGUACUGGUUAAUAUAGUGCCAUUUCUAGGCACGUACAUUUGCUGAACAACUACACCACUGUCUUCGGUAGAAGUGUUUUGGCAAAGUUAUAUAACAAAGUUCACAUUAUAUGAGAGCCACUUUUCAGACACGUUUCAUGACUAUUUUAUGUUGUCAUUUUUAUUUAGAUAUCAUAAUUUUGUAAAAGAAACAUACAUAUUUAUUGCAAUGAAAAAUCAAACCAAGUUUCAAUCUCAUUAUAUUUGUUAGAAAGAAAUGUGCCAUUACCUGCAAUGAUAAACUUCAAACUUGUUGAUUUUUUAAUAACUCCUUUUUUUCCUUAAUAUGAACAAAAUAAUUUUUUUCUGAAACUGAAAUAAUGAUUUUUUUUACAUUUUCAAACAAAUUUCCCACUCGAUGUAAUGACCUUAGUGGUAUGAAAUACUACAUUAGAUUUUGGAGAUCAGUGAGGAUGUAUACAGUUUAAAGUAUAGUUUCAUUGUUUUUAUACAUUUUAUGCUAUGAAUGUAUUAGUUCUUUUCAUUUUUUUAAAGAAAUCAUAACAAUUUUAAGUCUAUAACAAGAACACUUUACUGGUGUCCAUUAGAAACAAAUAAUUAAAAUAUUGUGCCUGUAAAAUUUAUACAUCUAGUAUAUAUUAAUACCUACUGUUUUCUAACUGUCAUAAAUUCACAUAGAAGAUCAGCUCCUAUUUUCAAUCAUCUAACAACUAACAGAAAAUUUUGUGUUUCCUUUACUACAGCUUCUCAGCAGAUUUCAGGUACACUAACAAGUAUCAUGCCUAACAUUGUAAACUCAUUGGUUCUAAGUUGAUAAAAAGUUUAGAAAAAACAACCUUUAUAUUCCAGAUAUAUAUAUAUAUAAAAGAAUUUUUUACUUUAACCAACUUUCUGCCUUUGCAGAUUCAUCAGGGUUAAUAUACACAACUGGUUUGUUCUAGUUUGCAUCUGUUGGAAUUCCACGUACUAUUUUGUUUUUGUUUCAGCUUAAAUUUAUCAUUAAAUUAUCAAUGUUUCCAUUCUUAGAACAUAGGAGUGCUAACAUCCAAUUAAAAAAUAAUCAUUUUCUGUACAUUCAACAUUUUAUGUUUGUUGUCAGUAUAAGAAGCAAACAGAAACUUGCACUUUAUUAUUAACAUGUUUAAAUGUCCUUGUGUGUCAGUAGUUUUACUAAGUGCAAAUUAGUUAGGCCAUAAUUAUUUAAAGCGAUUUUCUAAUAGGUUAUUUUGAUCCACCAAGAGAUGAAUAAAUUAUUUUCAUUUAAAGAAGAAAAGGAUAAUAAACAUUUCACUUGAAGUGAAUGACAGUGAAUCAAUGAAAGUUGAAUGUGGUUACAAAAUUGGAAAAACCCUUUUGACCUCACCACUUUUCUUGAGCUUUCAGUUGGAAGUUUUAAGAACUAAUGAAUAUUCUUAUGUAGUAUUAACGAUAGCCAAAACGUGUUUUGUUUAUAUAACAGUGAGUACUCCAGACUUCCAUAUACUCGGUUUAGUAAAAUAGUCACCUAAAACUGCAAAACAAGAAGACGAUCCCAAAACAGACAUUCUUUAUCUGUUGUUUGUGUAACAAUAAAACCAAGCUGUAUAAGUCAAAAAGA
Messenger RNA from Limulus polyphemus (Atlantic horseshoe crab), 3848 nucleotides. RefSeq names its product transcription initiation factor TFIID subunit 5-like (gene Taf5). Gene Ontology annotation, cellular component: transcription factor TFIID complex. Gene Ontology annotation, biological process: transcription initiation at RNA polymerase II promoter. The record is from RefSeq and is a predicted model, not a curated record. Gene Ontology annotation, molecular function: protein binding; RNA polymerase II general transcription initiation factor activity. NCBI's taxonomy places the organism in Eukaryota, Metazoa, Arthropoda, Merostomata, Xiphosura, Limulidae. The transcript has 19 exons. Bases 95 to 2170 code for a protein of 691 amino acids.